Messenger RNA from Prinia subflava (tawny-flanked prinia), 12390 nucleotides. It is a transcript of the gene NIN, whose product is annotated as ninein. Gene Ontology annotation, molecular function: calcium ion binding. Gene Ontology annotation, biological process: centrosome localization; microtubule anchoring at centrosome; centrosome-templated microtubule nucleation. NCBI's taxonomy places the organism in Eukaryota, Metazoa, Chordata, Aves, Passeriformes, Cisticolidae. The coding region runs from base 2090 to 8326 and encodes 2078 amino acids. The record is from RefSeq and is a predicted model, not a curated record. The transcript has 30 exons. Gene Ontology annotation, cellular component: ciliary transition fiber; pericentriolar material; centrosome.
GGGAGGAGGGACCGCCAGCUGUAAGGCUGACUCCGGCGGUGACCCUUGGAGAGCGGGGCGUGCUGUCAAGUGAUUUACUGAGGUUUAGGUGCUUCAUUGUCCUUCUGGGUUUUGUUGUUCCCUUUCUCUUGGGUUUCUCGGUGUGAGCCUUUGUGGGGCUGCUGCUCCAAGGGGGGACGGGGUGUUGCAGCGUGGGCUGAGCUGGGAAUUGCCCCAAUUUUGGGGUGGAUGCAGGGACAGGACACCCUGCUCUUCUCUCUGGUGACCAGUGACAGGACCCAGGGAAGGGCUGGAGCUGUGUUGGGGGGAGGUUAGGUUGGAUUUCAGGAAAGGUUCUUCCCCCAGAGGGUGCUGGCACUGCCCAGGCUCCCCAGGGAAUGGUGACAUUCCCAAACCUGCCAGAGCUCCAGGAGUGCUUGGACAGCACUGCCAGGGAUGCUCAGGGUGGGAUUGUUGGGGGUCUGUGCAGGGACAGGAUCUGGAGUCCACGAUCCCUGUGGGUCCCUCCAGCUCAGGGAAUUCUGUGAUUCAGCAGAGCUGCAGCUGUGAUGGAUGAGAUGGUUCAUUAGGGGCAGGAGAUAAUGAGUGUGAGCCACCCUCCGCUCUGCCUUUCCAGCAAGGGCUCCGUGGGCUGGUUUUGGUGGCUGCUGGGCAUCUCAUAUAAACCCCAGCAUUAAAAUCUGGGGUCCUGCUGGGCUUUGCCAGCUCUGUUCACAUCACUCCAGUUGUCACGGGUGCAGUGGGAAGGCAAAGCUGCUUUAAAGUGCCCGAGUGUGGCCGUGCUCUCCAGCACAGGGGACACUCCAGAGCACUGACAUCCCAUGGAGCAGGGGCUUGUGUUUUGGAGGUGGCCACAGGAUGCUGCCCUGCUGGGUAAUUACUGCUAAUUACCAGGCCCUCAUUAGAGUCGAGGCAAUCAAGAGUAGCAGCAAAAGCCAGCUCCUGUCCCUUGGAGCUGAUGACUUUCACGCAGGGCAGGUUGGGAAUAAGAGCAAGGUACCCACAGCCCUGGUUAGUGAUGCAGCCCAUGGGGGCAUCCAGGCAGAGCAUCCCCAAAAUCUCCCUCUUGUGCAGCAGCAAAUGUGAUUUUGUGUUGGUCUAGUGGAAGGUGUCCCUGCCCAUGGGGUUGCCAUGGAGUGGCCUUUAAGGUCCUUUCCAACUCAAGUAUUUCUGGGAUUCUACAAUUCAUACUGUUUACAAACACAACCCUCCCCCCUCAAAAUAGAAGGUAAUUGUGCUAAUUGUGGUGGUUUUGCUUGCUGAUGCCAUUGAUUGACCAGGUAAUCUGUGUCUUCAUUAGCUCCAGGCUAAAGUUGAUAUUGAUUCUGGGCCCUUCAUAUGCGAAGCGGUAAUUGCUAUUUAAGCCUAUAUUGUUCGAGUUAAAUUUAGCUGAGGGUUUAGUCCUGGCAGGCCCCUACAUUGUGUUGUGAAGGUUAUCUGGCUCUCAGGAGGGGGUGGAUUUAAAGGCAGGAAAGAAAUGCCGCUGAAAACUUCCUCUUCUCAUCAUCCCAGAGCGCUCUGCUUCCCCGGGCUGGUCAUAAGGAGAACAGAAAGGAGGAAUAACCUGGUGGUUAUUUAGGUUAUUCUCCUAAAGCUGCACUUCUCGAGCUGGUCAUUCUGGGGGACUCAAUGACGCAAUAAAUCUGAACAAAGUGAUGCUCAGGGUCUGGGGAGCCCCCGCUCAGCUGCUGCCCCCAUUAUCCCGCCCGCCCUGCUGCAUCUCAGCUGCUGGCCCAUCUGGAGCAGGGAUGAAAGGCUGCCCUUUAAUUCGGGCUUUGUGUGCCUCUGCCGUGUCCCCUUCCCUGGCAGCGCUGCCGGAGGUGGCUGUGCUCAGGGCUCUGCCCUCAUUAUCCUGGCUGCCGGGCCAUGCCAGCUCGCCAGCUCCUCAGGUAGGAGGCUCGGGUGGCUUUUUUUCCCCCCUCGGUGGAGGCGCCGCUGAAUAAUUCAGGCGGGAGGAGGCAUCUUGGGUCACCUUGCUGCGUGCCGGAGCCGCCUGCCUAAGAUGGAGGUUGUGCAGGAUCGCGGGCUCGCCGCGCUGCCGGCAGCUCCCUGCGCCCGCUGACUGCAGGUGAGCGUGGCAGGCUAUGGGAUGGAUGAAGCUGAGCAGGACCAGUAUGAAGCUCGCCUCAAGGAGCUCUUUGACAGCUUUGACAGCACGGGCACGGGCUCCCUGGGCCAGGAGGAGCUCACUGACCUCUGCCACAUGCUGCACCUGGAGGAGGUGGCCCCAGCACUGCAGCAGACCCUCCUGCAAGGAAACCUCCUAGGCAGGGUCCACUUUGAUCAGUUUAAAGAAGCACUUAUCCUCAUCUUAUCCAGAACCCUGUCAAAUGAAGAGCACUUCCAAGAGCCAGAUUCCUCCCCGGAGGCACAGCCCAAGUACAUCAAAGGCGGCAAACGCUACGGGCGCCGUUCCCUGCCGGAGUUCCAGGAGUCUGUGGAGGACUUUGCCGAGGUGACGGUCAUCGAGCCGCUGAGCGAGGAGCCACAUCCCGCACACAUCGCUGCCAGCCAGGAGCACUGGAAGACGCGAGGCAGCGAGGAGUACGAGGCCGAGGGGCAGCUGCGAUUCUGGAACCCGGACGACCUGAACGCCUCCCCUGGUGCCUCACCCAGCCCAGACUGGAUCGAGGAGAAGCUGCAGGAGGUGUGUGAGCACCUGGGGAUCACCAGGGAUGGCCACCUGAACAGGAAGAAGCUGGUGUCCAUCUGCGAGCAGUACGGGCUGCACGCGGCGGCCGGCGAGGUGCUUGAAGAGGUGCUCCAUAACCUGGAGCAAGAUGGGACCAUGAGCAUAGAGGACUUCUUUUAUGGCCUGUUGAGAAAUGGGAAAUCUCUGACACCUUCAGCAUCCACCCCUUACCGGCAGCUGAAACGACACCUCUCCAUCCAGUCCUUCGACGAGAGCGGCCGGCGCACCGCCACGCCCUCGGCCAUGCCCAGCACCAUCGGCUUCUCCCUCUUCUCCAGCCUGGAUGAUGGCAUGGGCUACGGCUGCGUGGAGGGGGUCCUGGACUGCUGGCACCAGGAGGGCAUAGAGAACAGCCAGGAGAUCCUCAAGGCUCUGGACUUCAGCCUGGACGGGAAGGUGAGCCUGGCGGAGCUGACGCUGGCGCUGGAGAACGAGCUGCUCAUCACCAAGAACGGCGUGCACCAGGCAGCCCUGGCCAGCUUCAAAACCGAGAUCAGGCACUGGAUGGAGAGGUUUGACCAAGUGGCCAGGGAGAAGGAGAAGCUGCGCUCGGACCUGGAGAAGGCCGAGAAGCUGAAAUCCCUGAUGGCCUCAGAGGUGGACGAUCACCACGCCGCCAUCGAGCGCCGCAACGAGUACAACCUCAGGAAGCUGGACGAGGAGUACAAGGAGAGAAUCGCCGCUCUGAAGAACGAGCUCCGCAGGGAGCGGGAGCAGAUCCUGCAGCAGGCCAACAAGCAGAGGCUGGAGCUGGAGCAGGAGAUUGAGAAGCUGAAAACGGAUGAGAAUUACAUGCGGGACCGCCUGGCCCUGGCCCUGAAGGAGAACAGCCGCCUGGAAAACGAGCUGGUGGAAACGGGAGAAAAACUGGCUGAGUGUGAGAGUGUGGCCAGCAAACUGCAGAGGAACUUGGAAAACGUCCUGGCUGAGAAGUUUGGUGACCUGGAUCCCACCAGCGCGGAGUUUUUCCUGCAGGAGGAGAGGCUGGCCCAGAUGAGGAGCGAGUACGAGCAGCAGUGCAGGGAGCUGCAGGACCAGAUCGAUGAGCUGCACUCGGAGCUGCAGGAGUACCGUGCCCAGGGCAAAGUGCUCAGGCCUUCCCUGAGAAAUUCCCUGUUUGGAGAGCUCGACAUGGACAUGAAGAGUCACGGCAACAGCAGGAUUGAGCCUGACCAAGGACUUGGUUCAGAAGACUGCAACCCAUUAAAUAUGAGCAUAGAGGCAGAAAUGGCCAUUGAGCAGAUGAAGGAGCAACACCACAGGGAUCUGCAUCACCUCAAACAGGAGCUUGAGGACACAGUGAGCCAUUAUGAAAAGCAGCUGGAUGAGACAAAAGCCCAGUGGGAAAAGGAGCAAGAGGAUAUGAGGCAGAAGUAUGCUGAGGAGAUGAAUAUCAUGGAAAAGCAGAUCACUGGCCUUAAAAAUCAAAUAGAGCUGCAGGGAGAGGCAGCAGCGCUCAGGGAGCAGCAGGAAAAGCUCGAGUGUAAAUACAACGAGGAGAAAAACAAAUUGCAGAUGCAUUUCGAUGAGGAGAAAGCCAAUCUGCAGGAACUGUUGAGGCAGGAGCAUGAGGAUGAUGUCAGGGCCAGGCUGGAGCAGGUGAACGAGGAGUUCAGGCAAGAACGGGAGGAGCUGAUCCAAAAGAGUGCCUGGGUGGAAGAGAAGAUGAGAGCUCUGGUGCAGAGCCUGCAGGAGGAGAAGGGGGAGCUGGAACGUGGCUUCCAGGAGCAGGUGAAGAGGCUGGCAGAGGUGCACGCCCUGGAGAAGGAGGAGCUCCAGGAGGAGCUGCUGAGGAAGCACAAGCAGGAGCUGGAGGAGGAAAGGAAAAAAAUGGCAAGUGAGUAUAACAGAAGAGCAUCUCAUGCACAAACUCAGUUUUCUGUGGACACACAAACACUUGUGAAUAAAUAUGAGGAAACCCUCCAGAGUCUGGAAGGACGCUACCAACGGGAGCUGCAGGAACUUGCUGAGCAGCAAAGAGAGGAGAAAUCCCAGUGGGAGUUUGAAAGGGAUGAAAUUGCUCAGGAGGUGGCUGAAGCCCACGAGCAGCUGAAGGAAAGCUUGGCAAGUGAGAGGGCUGUUUCUUCUGCCCUCACCCAGGAGAGGGAUCUCCUGGAGAAAAAUUUCAAGGAGGAGGUGAACAAGCUGGUGUGUGAGAGGGAGCAGCUGGAGAAGGAGCUGCGAGAGCUGAGGAAUGCUGCCCAGGAGCAAGAGGAAAAGAUGAAUGAGAGAAUAAGCCAACUCCAAAAUGACCACAAGAAAGAGCUAAAGGAGAAAGAUGAAUAUAUAUCCACAGUGGAGCAAAAUGGGAAACUGGUUAGGGAAAAGCUGGAGAGACUGGACAGUGAGUAUAAGCGAGAGAAAGAAGAGCUCAAUUCCAAACUCCUUGCUUUGGAGAGUUUAAACAGAGACAUUUGUGAAAGAGCAGAGACAGAAAAGGCUGAGAUGGGUUUGGAAAUCUCAGACCUCUGCAGGAAAAUCCAGAAACUGCAGUGGGAAACACGGAGCUUUUCUGCCCUGCAGAGCCAUUACAGGGUCCUGGAGAGUGAGUAUGCAAAAGCCAAGAGCCAAAUCGCUGCUUUUCCUGGUGCAGCUCCUCUGGGAGAUGACGGGGAUGUUCUCCAAAACCUGCAGAAGGUGCAUGAGCAGGCAGUGAAGGAGAAUGUCAGGAUGGCUGCCCAGAUCCUGAGGCUGCAGCACCGGCUGGAAGCAGCAGAGCAGGAGCUCCUGCAGCCUCCCAGCUGCUCCCACUCUGGCUCAGAAGCAGAGGAACUGGAUCCCAGUUUGGAAGGGUUGCCCAGUGAUUAUCAAGAUGUAGCCAUGGGGGCAGAUUGCAGUGUCCUCCCCCCUCUGGAGGCUGAUACUACAGACCUGGAAGAAAUGUCGGAGAUGGAUUGGGAUUUGGAGGAGGGAUGUGUGAAAGGCAGAGCUGGCGGCCACCCUGAGGCACAGGAGUGUUGGAUCCAGGGAAGUCAAGCAGCUCUGGAUGCUGAUGGCAACCAGGAUUGUGACAAGAACCUUUCUUGGGUGCCUGUGCUGCCGAAAAAGAGAGACCUGGAGAAAGUUCCCAGGCCAAAACCACUACGCAACGAUGUCAAACGGCAGAAGGUUCAUCUGCUAAAUCACAGAACAGCUCCCAAAAAUAAAGGGUUUGUUUCUGAUGCUUUAAAGACGCAGGUGGAGCUGGAGAGGGCUGAAGAACUGAGCGAAGACUCUCUCCUGCUGGAUCACACUCCUGGGGAAGCAGAUGGUGACCUGAAGAGCGUAAUAGCUCAGCUUUGGAAAAAGAUGGAAGAGCUGGAAGACAGAUCCAUGGCACAGGCUGAACUUCUGUCGCUACAAGAAGAAAUUCAGGUAGAAAAUGAGGAUCUGAAAGCUGAAGUGAUGCAGUUAAUUGAGAAAAAUGAAGUGCUGGAAGACAACCUGCGUAGGCUGAGAAGGCUUCAUUGUGAGCGAGAAGAAAGUGAGGUGGAAAGCAUAAAGUUUGAAGAGGAAAACACCAAAUUCCUCAUGGAAGUCAAAGAGUUGGAAGAUGUUAAAGAAUCGGAAGAUGUCCAAGAACAAGAUGCUCAUGGAAACACAGAUAUGCCCAGCGACACGAGAGGCGGGAAGCUGCAAGAACAUCCCAGUGCGUUUACAGCACAGCAGGACAAGAAUUCCCAAAGCCACAGUGGGAAGAGCAGGAAUGAGGGAGCCCAGCCCCAGGAGAAGGAGGAAGCCCUGGGUCCCCCAGAGGAGAGGAAGGCAGUGACCCAGGGCCUGCAGAGCACGUGCACUGAGCUGCAGCAGAAGGUUGACCUGCUGAGGUGUGAGGCCGAGAAGCUCCGGGAGGAGAACGCUGUCCUGAAAAACGAAGUGACUUUAUUAAAUGAGGAGGGGAGCGCUUCCAGCCUGAAACUGAGGGAGCUGAAUGGAUCCAGGGAAGAAAUGAGGCAGAAGAUAGAGGCUGUGAGGAAGGAGAAAGUGGCUGUGCAGAAGAUGGUUGACAACCUGAAAAAGCAGGUGGCAGAUCUGAAGACCAGGAACCAACAGCUGGACUCUGAAAACACAGAACUCAGCCAGAGGAACUCCAAAACACAAGCAGAUGUGCAGGAUCUCAAUCAGCAGCUGGCAAGGGUGCUCGAGCAAAAGGAAAGGGAAGAGGGGAAGUGUACCCUGGAAGAAUGGGAAAAGGAGAGGCUGCUGCUGAAAGAGGAACUGGAAAACUCCAAAAUAGAGUCAUCAAAUAUGGUGUCGUCUUUGGAGAUGGAGGUGUCAAAAAUGAAGGUUCAAGCUCAUCUGCUGGAGCAGGAGAACCACAUCCUCAAGCAGGAGCUGGAGAAGACAAAACAGCUGCCCAGAUGUCCUGAUCUCGCCGACCUUCAAAAUGAAGUUUCAAGUUUAACCACUAGAAAUGAGAAGCUGCAGGAAGAGAAAGAAGCCCUGAGUGAGGAACUGAACAGAUGUAUUGAUAAGGUUGCUCAAGUCAGCUGCUUGGAGAGUGCAGUCAGCAGCUUGAAGCAGGAGCAGAAAUCCUGGGAGCAGCAGAGUCAGGCACUGAAAGCACAGCUCAGCCUCUCCCAGGACAAGGUUCAGAGCCUCAGUGAAACUCUGCAGAGCACCAACCUCCAAAUGUCCCGGCUGAAAUCCGACCUGCAGGUGACACAGCAGGAGAAGGAAACUCUGAAACAAGAGGUGGUGGCAUUGCACAAACAGCUGCAGAGCACCAGUGACAAGAACCGGGUUCUGGAAGGGGCACUGCCUCCCUCAGGGCUGCAGGACCAGCGGGGCCAGAUCCACUGGGAUGAGCUGGAGCAGGAGCAGGAGCAGAGGCUGCUCAGGCAGGACAACGAGAGGCUGCAGAGGGAAGUGCAGAGCACUAGGACAGAGCUGGCUCACUCCAGGGAAAAGAUCCGCCAGCUGGAAUCCACAAUCCUUUCCCUGAAGCACCAAAAGCAUCAAAGCCAGUCAGGGAUUGUCAAAGCCAUAGAGCAGGAGAAGCUGAGCUUGAAGAGGGAGUGUGAACAGCUUCAGAAGGAGUUGUCAUCUGCAAACAGGAAGAUCAGUCAGAUGAAUUCUCUUGAACGUGAACUGGAAACCAGCUCGGAAAACGAAGGGCUAAGAAAAAAGCAAGUCAAGCUGGAUGAUCAGUUAAUGGAGAUGCUCCAGUCCGGGGGGAUGCGUAGCCAGAGCUCCCAGCAGCAAGGCUGUGCCACGGUGCCCAGGGAACAAUUCCUGCAGCUCCACCAGCAGCUGCUCCAGGCGGAGAGGAGGAGUCAGCGCCUCCAGGAAGAGCUGGAGAGCAGACCCUCGGGGACAAACAUGCAGCAGGGGGGUCAUGAGCAGCUUCUAAAAAUGAUGGAAGAGCGGAUGAUGGAUGUGGAGCAGAAAUUAAGGCUUGUGAAGAGGCUUCUCCAAGAUAAAGUAAAUCAGCUGAAAGAACAACUCUCCAAGAACACGAAGGCAGACGUGAUGGUCAAGGAUCUCUACGUGGAGAACGCGCAGCUGCUGAAGGCUCUGGAGGUGACGGAGCAGCGGCAGAAAACUGCAGAGAGAAAAAAUUAUUUACUGGAGGAGAAGAUUGCCAACCUCAACAGGAUCGUGAAGAACUUGGCCUCCCCCUCCUUCAGCCCAGCACCAGAGAUCAGGUCAUAGCAGAGCUGCUCUGUGUCACAGCCCCGCGCACUUUACUGGAAUGGGAAUAUUUCAGCUUCUCACUGCGUUGCCUUUUUUUACUGAAUGAGUUUUAGUUACAAAUGCCUCCCCAGAGAGCACAGAGCCAGUUCCCAAACUGGACACUGCCAAAGGAGAAUUCUGUUGGUUCCCAAGCUGAUUUUCUGCGAAGUUUUGCCUAAAAGUAAUCAUCACUAUGUAAAAAAACCCCAAACUUCUGUUUUUAUAGGUUGAGUUAUUUUGAUGUUUGGCUUCUAUUUAAAAUCCAAAUCCUAAAUUUCCUGUAUGGGAUCAUCUAGAUUGAAGCAAAGGCCUAACGCAAACUCAGAUUGUCAAACUGAAAACUUCACAAUAUUUUCAGCUUUCUAAAAUACUUCAUGCUCCAAACCUAGAAAUGCUGAUGGGUCAGUCUUCAACAAUAGAAAUGUUACUGAAGGCAAGACUUUGCUGCUUUGGGCUGUGCCCUGUAAACUGAUUCUGGUUUCUCUAAAGCAAUUACUCAUUAGGCUUCUGGGUUGUCUUGAUGGCUGUUUCUCUGCAGAGCUCAGAAAGAAGGAGGUGUAUUUAAAAUACAGAACUAGACUACUGCCUCCAACUAAGUGUGACAGUAUUUCAUCUGAAGAAAUUUCCCAGCUCGCAAAUAAAGACUGUUAUUUCUUUUUUCUUUUUUUUUAAAGCUGUGCUGCCAGACAACUCUGAAUUGUAGAGGCCUUACUGUGUUUGUAUAUGGAAAUAAGUUAAACCAAGGAAGAGUCACUCAACAGAAGCAAAGACGGGAGUUUUGUUUCUAUGAUGUGUAAAUUCAGUAAAGCAGUGCAGUGUAUUUAUUAAUCAGCUGGCAGAGGAAUGAAGAGGGGGCACUUGGAUGAUUUUGUCAGUGGGAUCCUGUUGUUGGAAUCCUCAGGAACACGGAGCUUUGCCAGGAAUGCAGCAUUUGCUCUGACCUGAGGAAUCAGCUGGAAAAGUCUUGUCUUUUGUGUUAAUCCUAGUGCAGAAUCUGUAAUUUGUCGUGAAGAAAUGCAUUCAGUGUAAUUAUGAAGAACUCAGGGAAUAACAGCCUAAAUCGGCUUCCUUCACCUAUAAAUGUGGGUAUUAAUGUCAGCAGAGGGAGAUAAACACACCUUAGGGGAAGCAGGAUAAACCAAAUUGGAUUGGGUGGGUAUUUCCUCGGUGCUCCUUACUCAACUUGCAGAGGAUGUUUGGGAUGGGAGGUGGUGCCUCCCCCUGGAUCACAGGAGAAAUGCAAUUUUUUUGGGAACACCUUCAAGACAGAGGGGUUUGACAGAGAAGCAGCUGGGUAAGAGCCUGCCUGCCCAAAGGUGUGUGUGCUAACCUGCCCUGCCUCCCUCGGACCAGUAAGACACAAUUUAACACUCUGAGUCAAACUGGGGACAGGGGCUGUGCUGGAAUACUUGAAACUGGACCUCCUUAAAGUACACGUGAUUGAGGAGGGGGAGGAAGAGGUAUUUUGUCUCAGAGACCACUGGCAAGCUGAUAAUUCUGUCAUGAGCCAAAAGCCCUCCAGAGGCUGGGGUAACACUGCCUGCAAGCUGUGGAGGAACCUGUGGAAAAUGAGUUUUGCUGUGUACUGAUGUGGCUGAGAGGAUAUUCCCCGUGUCUCUGGGGUUACUUAUCAAUUUUGGAGGGUUUGUGGACUGAACUAGGCACAGGAGGUGACCUUUUCCUCCUCCUUUUCCUCCUCCUUUUCCUCCUCCUUUUCCUCCUCCUUUCCCUCCUCCUUUCCCUCCUCCUUUCCCUCCUCCUUUCCCUCCUCCUUUCCCUCCUCCUUUCCCUCCUCCUUUCCCUCCUCCUUUCCCUCCUCCUUUCCCUCCUCCUUUCCCUCCUCCUUUCCCUCCUCCUUUCCCUCCUCCUUUCCCUCCUCCUUUCCCUCCUCCUUUCCCUCCUCCUUUCCCUCCUCCUUUUCCUCUUCCAUUGCUUUGUGCAGGCAACAAAGUGGAAAUGGAAUCAUGGAAGAACAUCAUGUUGGAGUCCUCAUGAGUUAUUUCACUGCUGUGCUCUUCUAAAUGCAUGUAGUGGAGAUUUCUCCAAGCCAUCCCAAAUGGAAGGAUUUACAGAUUUUUCAGAGGCUGCAAAAAUAUGGAAAUGUCAAAUUGAUAGAAAUCUGAGGUUUAAAAAGCUGAAGUAGUGAUUUCUUGUUACUUUUACUGUUUAUCACCAAGUGGUGUGAGUUACAUUUUAAUCUCUGUGUGGGUACCAGGGCUGACUUGGCAAAUUGGGAACUGAGCACACCCUAAACCCAUGCUGUGGAAAUUAGCUAAGUUCCAAAAUAAUUCCAGGAAACAAAAGAAAUAAGGAAUUUGGAAAAAAUAUUAUGGUCCAGUAUCACCGUGGAGGCCUAACCAGGAAAACAGGCUGGAGACACAGAUCUGGGUGCAACAACAGCAGCAGGGCAGAAGACCCGGUUUAUUUACAAAAACCUACUUUUAUACUUUUACUAUGAGGCCUGUGGAUUGGAGGAAGGAAAUCCCACCUCUACAUCACAUUGGUGGAGGGGACUGUCACACAGUCUUGUUUGUCCAGCAGAGAAUGUAAAAACAAUGGCUAUGUUUAUAGAACAUAGCUGAUGUUUACAUUAAAAGAGUGUGAGAAGGUACGAACUUUUCCUUUAAUAUGAACGCUCAGCAAAACCAAGAAAAACUCAUGGCAACAGUCCAGUACAUUUUAAGUCUACUUCAUAUCUUGACCUUGAUUUACUUGUGUCUGUGACCAAAGUCAAAAAGGAAGGAAUGAAUAUUUCACUUCAAUUAUUGUGCAAUUACUUUCAUGUUGCUCAAUUUAAAAGCUGGACUACUUAACUAAUUCUUUUAAUCUCCUGGUAGUUACCAGGCUUUUGUAAACCAAACACAGACAUUGCUAGAGCACAGCACCAAAAAGGGAGAAGCAGAAAUAGGGAAAAGGGACUUUUGGCUUUUCCCUUUCUCUCCUAGCCUACCUUGCUCUACUUCUUUUUCACUAAACUUAAAAAAAAAAAAGGAAAAAAACAAACUACAGAAGAGAGGAGGAGGAAAACGUCCUGUUAGUAAAUACUUUUGAGGCAAAACUCCCAGUUUCACUGGAAGAUUGGUGUGAAUUAAUUCUCAGAAGUGCCUUUUGCCUUCCAGUACUGUAGUGGCUCGGUUGCCACAGGACAAUUCAGGACAAUCCCUUCCCAAAGGGAAAGGCAGAGCUGCUUCCAGACAGGUGCCACGCUGCUCCUUAACUCAUUGUGUCAGCUCAGAAGAGAAGCAGCUGUUCUACAAAGUCCAGGCUACUGAAAAUAAGCAUAGAAACACAUAAUUUAUUAAGCAUUCGGGGUGUUUUGUGCAUGAAUGUGUCUCCUAUGCAGAAUAGGCGAAAACCAAAGUAUUUAAUAUUAUUAUUGCAGUCAAAAAUCACUGAACUUUUAGGCCUUGUUCCUGCAACAGGUCCUGCCACGUCAGAUCUGAACUACUUCAUUACCAGAAGGUGUUUUAAAUGUUUUCAACUCUUACUUUACGAAUCACUGUGAAAAUAAAGGCACAUAGGCAUUUCAGGAUGGGGGUUUUGGAAGGGGACAGACCCCAAGUUAAAUACAGGUGUACAAAAUUCAUGCAGUUGAAGUGCUGCUUGUCAAUUUAGAAUGAUUUAAAAGUCUAUAUUGGGGCAUGUGCCCCAAGAAGUACUUUAAAUACAAGGAAAAUUGAGUUGUUUGAAUUCUGAUGGGGGAAAGAAGAAGGAUUUUAGCAUAUUUGAUUUUAGCCAGAUUAUGUGUUAGGGACAGCAGGGGGGAACAGUCUGGAUUGAUCAAGAGUAAAAUCCUUUUGUUUAAUUCCAGCAAAUGCCAUCCCUGUCACUCAGGUUUUCCAUCACUUACCUGUUCAUUCUCCUGUUCGGUGUCAUUUCAUGACAAAUUUCUGUAUAAAGGAAAACAAAUGUAUAUAUAUUUUUUUCUGUUGUGUUUGUUUUGUUCAUGGGUUAUAUAUUGUCCUUAGAACAUCAUGUAAAACUGAGAGAUGAAGCAACUGACACAUUAUUUAUAAUGAGCAUUAAAAAAUACAUUAAUGUAU